Molecule: messenger RNA, 145 nt
Organism: Dentiscutata heterogama
Lineage: Eukaryota; Fungi; Glomeromycota; Glomeromycetes; Diversisporales; Gigasporaceae
Source: the annotation of a GenBank genome assembly
UUCAUUGUUAGAUUCUUCCUCAAGAAAGGUAUUAUUGUCUUCGAGAAGAUUAUUGUCGAGAAAGAGUUUAAGAGUUUGUGUGUUGGUAGUAGGAGGAUUGAGGUUUUGUAUCUCAGAAGGAGGUGGUAAAAUGGGGUCUGAGAUA